Molecule: messenger RNA, 3263 nt
Organism: Passer domesticus (house sparrow)
Lineage: Eukaryota; Metazoa; Chordata; Aves; Passeriformes; Passeridae
Gene: LRP3
Product: LDL receptor related protein 3
Exons: 7
Coding region: 729-3236 (835 amino acids)
Cellular component (GO): plasma membrane
Molecular function (GO): protein binding
Source: RefSeq, a predicted model, not a curated record
AAGGACAGCCGGGCUCCCGGGGAGGCUUUUCCCAUCACCGGUCACAGCGCUCGCUCUCGGGAGCUGCAGCGGAGCCAGCUCAGCGCAGCUCCGGAGGAAACUGCCGGGAAAAGGCAUCCGGGUGACCCGCUGGGCCGAGGCGGCUCCCGGCUGGGGGGAGCACUGGGCGCGGCCUCCCGGCACGGGCCCGCGGCUCCGCGCUGCCGCCCGGCGCAGGAGCGGCCCCGCGGGCGCUGCGCUGGGCCCGGCCCGGCCCGGCGGCUGCCCGCGCCAUGGCGGGAGCGGGGGGACCCGUGCCUGACAGGAAGCGCGGCGGCCGGCGCUGCGCGGGCGGGCUCGGCCCUCGCCGUCCCUUCCGCCCCCGGCCGCGCUCCGCCCGCGCCGCCCGGCCGCUGGCGGCGGCCCCUCAGGUGUGCGCGGCGCGGAGCGGGGCGGCGCUGCGCUCCCCUCGCCGCCCGGCCCGGCCGCCGCAGCUGCUCGGCGGGCCUGUCACGUGGGGCAGUGGCGCUGCGGUCUGUUCUCCGCCACCUGCCCCGGAGCGGCAGCCCGGGCCGGCCAUGGGGCCGCCGCCGCGCCGGGCGCCCGCUCCACUCCCGGCUCCCCGGCGGGCGGGGGCACCGCGGGCCGGCGGCGCCGCCGGCGACUCCUGCGGCUCGGCGUAGCGGCUCGGCGGGUGCGGAGCCGCCGCGCUUCCCCCCGCGCUGAAGGGCAGGCGACAGCGACCCGCCAUGGAGAAGGCAGCGGGCGCGGAGCUCCGUCAGGGCGCGCUGGCGCCGCUCACUGCCAUCUGCCUGGUGAAUCUCCUCCUGACUGGGAAGAUAGAAAGUGCUGUUACCUCAUUAGCUGCUUGCAGUGGAGAACUGGAACAGCACACGGAGAGACGGGGAGUCAUCUAUAGUCCUUCUUGGCCAUCCAACUAUCCUCCAGCCAUAAACUGCAGCUGGUACAUCCAAGGAGAUCAUGGAGAUAUGAUAACAAUUAGUUUUAAGAACUUUGAUUUGGAAGACUCUCAGAAGUGUGCAGUAGACUGGCUGAUGAUUGGCCCGUCUUCCAAGAGGGAGGAGUACAAAGUGUGUGGAUCUUCCAUACCUCCAUCUUUCAUCUCUGCAAGGGACCAUGUGUGGAUCUUUUUUCACUCAGAUGCAUCAAGCUCAGGACAGGCUCAGGGAUUUCGCCUUUCUUAUAUUAGAGGAAAGAUAGGUCAGUCUGUGUGCCAGUCAGAUGAAUUUCACUGUGCAAACGGGAAGUGUAUUCCCAGUACCUGGAAGUGUAAUUCCAUGGAUGAGUGUGGUGAUAACUCAGAUGAGAAGAAUUGCACUAUCCCUCCAACAGACCCUCCCUCCAGCAUCUGUCCCUCAGGAAUGUUUCAGUGCAGCACAGGGCACUCCACCAAAUGCUUGCUGAACGAGCUCAGAUGUAAUUCAGUUAAAGACUGUGGUGACGGUUCUGAUGAAGAUAAUUGUCCUGAUCUUUCCUGUGGCAAAAGGCUGGGGAAUUUCUAUGGAUCCUUUGCUUCCCCAGACCUAUUCCGUGCUGACCACAGCAGGUCUGACCUGCGUUGCACGUGGUAUGUGGACACACAGGACAAUCGGCACGUUCUGCUGCAGCUGGAUUUGCAGUUAGGCUACAAUGACUAUGUAAAGGUGUACGAUGGCAUCGGAGAGAGAGGUGAUAAAUUAAUGCAGACGUUUUCACACCACAACAACAGGCACUCUGUGAGUGUGGAGUCAUCCAAGGGCCAGCUCACUGUCUCGUACCAUGCCCGCUCCAAGAGCACUGGCCAUGGAUUCAAUGCAACGUAUCAGGUGAAAGGCUACUGCCUUCCUUGGGAGCACCCUUGUGGAAGUGAUGAGGAGUGUUUCACAGAUAAGCAGCAUUGUGAUGGCUGGUGGCAUUGUCCAAACGGCAAGGAUGAGGAGAACUGUCCUGCUUGCCAGAAGAAUGAGUACCCAUGUGAAGGAAACAGUGGGCUUUGUUACUCAAUACUUGACCGCUGUAAUAACCAGAAGAACUGUCCAGAUGGCUCAGAUGAAAAAAACUGCUUUACUUGCCAGCCAGGAAAUUUCCAUUGUGGGACAAAUCUGUGCAUCUUUGAGACUUGGCGCUGUGAUGGCCAAGAAGACUGCCAGGAUGGAAGUGAUGAACGGAACUGCCUGGUGAUUGUUCCCAGGAAGGUCAUCACAGCUGCUCUGAUUGGGAGUCUCGUGUGUGGCUUGCUGCUAGUGAUAGCACUGGGUUGUGCAUUUAAACUAUAUUCUCUGAGGACCAGGGAGUACAGAGCAUUUGAGACGCAGAUGACGCGGCUGGAGGCAGAGUUUGUGCGGCGGGAAGCUCCACCCUCCUACGGACAGCUGAUUGCACAAGGACUCAUCCCCCCAGUGGAAGACUUCCCUGUGUACAAUGCAUCACAAGUAUGCAGACACAUGCCAGCCUCGGUGCUGCAGAACCUCCGGACAGCCAUGCGCAGGCAGAUGCGGCGCCACUCGUCCCGGCGCGGCUCGUCGCGGCGCCGCCUGGGCAGGCUCUGGAGCAGACUCUUCCACAGGCCUCGGGUGAGAGGCCAGAUCCCCCUGCUGACACCUGCCCGCACCUCGCAGACCACGCUGGGAGAUGGCAUCAUCAGCAGUGCUGAUGGGGCUGUUGGGGGUCCCCCGCCGUCCCCAGAAGGACCCGGUUCAGAGGCAAAUGGCCAAGCCAGGGGCCCACAAGAAGCUGGAUGUAGCAGCUUGCAGCCAGAGACUGAAAUUACAGAGCCAUCGCCUUCCAACAUCUUCCAGCCAAAUACUUGCACAGCAGCACAUGCAGAGCCUGAGGCUGGACACACCAAUAAAUCUUUAAGUGCUGACUCUGACAGAGAGCUUAAGCAGUCCAGUAAAGCAGAUACAGGAAAGGCUUUCAGAGAUCCUUUGUCUGAAAGUGUUACAGAAACGAUCCAUGGAGGGUCAGUAUCCAGGAGGACUGUCCCAGAGGACAGUAGUUUAAGUGGAAGCCAUCCACUGAGUGAAGAUCCAUGUAGAUUACCCUUAAAAAAGUGGGAGUCUGGUUAUCCAGACAGCCCUGUGAAUGUUCAUAUCCAAGUGAAUGGACAAAACCAAUGUUGCCCUGACUCGUACCAGGAGGAGCCUUUGGGUGUUCAUGCAGCUUGUUGCCAUUCUGUGGAAGUGCCAAUGUUACAGUCAUCUACUUCCCUCUCUGAAAACAAUACCAGUGAUGAUGAAUCUUUACUUGUUUGCUAAUAAAAAUUUUUGUUUUGUCCACGUAAA